ACCAAAUAACUUUGAUUCGAAGCCACAACAACAACAAUAAUUCAUUCAUGGCCCGAAAAACGCGUAAAUUGAGCCGUAAUUGCGAUCUCCUUUCUUCUUUAGUAAAGAUGUAAUUGCGACCUAAAAUGAUCACCAUCCAUCAUUUUCAGCACUAAAAUAUAAGGAAAUGGUUUCUCGAAAGGAUAAAUUUGGUUUCAACAUUCCUCAUUCGGCCGCACCAACCCAGUAAGUAAAGACCUGUUCUCUACUUAUUUAAGUCCCUUCAUAGGCUCUCAUAGCUCCCAAAUCAACCCUUGUUGGAUAAUAGCCCUUUACGGCCAAACUUUUCCUGGAAACUCUGGUGGGGAAAGCUGUUGUUUUUUGCUGCAGAUCCAAAAUGGGGAAGCCAGUUUUGCUCCACUCGUUACUACUCUCUGGGCUUCUUCUGCUGGCUGUUUUGGAUGUUUCCUUGGUGAAUGCAGACGACCCAUAUCGUUUCUACACUUGGACUGUCACUUAUGGCACCAUUUCUCCUCUUGGAGCUCCUCAACAGGUGAUUCUCAUCAAUGGGCAAUUCCCUGGUCCUCAACUAGAUGUGGUGACAAAUGACAACCUUGUCCUCAACCUCAUCAACAAGCUUGAUGUGCCUUUCCUUUUGACCUGGAAUGGGAUUAAGCAAAGGAAGAAUUCAUGGCAAGAUGGAGUUCUGGGAACAAACUGCCCUAUCCCACCUGGCUCCAACUACACGUACAAUUUCCAACCAAAAGAUCAGAUUGGGUCUUUCACUUAUUUCCCAUCCACUGGUUUCCACAGAGCAGCUGGUGGUUAUGGAGCCAUUAAUGUGUACCAGAGGCCCAGAAUCCCUGUGCCUUAUGCAACUCCAGAUGGAGAUUUCACUCUAUUGGUUGGUGACUGGUACAAGACUGGCCACAAGGCAUUACAGGCUUCUCUGGAUUCAGGCAAGUCUCUACCGUUUCCAGAUGGUGUCCUUAUAAAUGGCCAUUCCCAAGCCACCUUCAGUGGUGAUCAAGAUAUGCCCACUUUGUCUGCAGGCAAAACGUACAAGUUUAGGGUCUCUAAUGUAGGAUUGAAGAAUACCUUGAACUUUAGGAUUCAGGGCCACACAAUGAAGCUGAUUGAGGUUGAAGGUUCUCAUGUUGUUCAGAACAUGUAUGACUCUCUUGAUGUGCAUGUUGGCCAAUCUGUCAAUGUCUUAGUGACACUGAAUCAAGCUCCCAAGGAUUACUACAUCGUUGCAUCGACUCGUUUCACACCGAAAAAGCUGGUGGCAUCUGGUGUUCUGCACUACACCAACUCGAAAACUCCGGUAUCUGGACCACUUCCUGCUGAACCUAGUUACCAGCUUCAUGGCUCCAUGGAACAAGCCAGAACUUACAGGUGGAACUUGACAGCAAAUGCAGCCAGGCCAAAUCCGCAGGGCUCUUUCCACUAUGGAAAGAUUACAACGACAAAGACAAUCGUAUUGUCGAACUCAGCACCUUUGAUCAACGGGAAGCAACGCUACGCUGUGAACGGGGUCUCAUAUGUCAAUGCUGAUACUCCAUUGAAGCUUGCUGACUACUUCAACAUCCCUGGGGUUUUCAGCACGAGCUCACUCCAAACCGUACCUAAUGGUGGUGCUGCAACCGUUGCCACAUCUGUCAUCCCAACUUCUCUCCAUGAUUUCAUCGAAGUUGUGUUCCAGAACGACGAGAACGCAAUGCAAUCUUGGCAUCUUGAUGGCUAUGACUUCUGGGUUGUUGGGUAGGUCUCUCAAAACUUCCAAAGUCCAGAACUUUACUCAAAUUUUGGUAAAAGCCAACUAAAGGGUCUUAACCAUUUUGUGGUUUGAAUACACUGCAGCUUUGGUUCUGGUCAAUGGGCACCAGCUAAGAGAAGCACUUACAACCUUGUUGAUGCUCUCACCAGACACACUACUCAGGUGUAUCCAAACUCAUGGACAGCCAUAUUGGUGUCACUGGACAACCAAGGUAUGUGGAACAUGAGGUCUGCUAUAUGGGAGAGGCAAUACCUUGGACAACAAUUCUAUCUCAGGGUUUGGUCUGCGGUUCAAAGCCUUGCCAAUGAAUACUUCAUUCCUACCAAUGCUCUCCUUUGCGGCAAAGCCGUUGGGAAGAGCCAUUAAAUUGACUGCUGUAUAAGAAUCCUUUUGUCUGGUGUUAUUCUUGGUCAUGAGAGGAUGGCCGUGAAUGACGAGACAACGCGGUGGAAUAGAGUGAGAUAGAGAGCACAUUUGAUUCAUUUACAUCGUUAUUGUACACCGCAAGAUGUGUUGUUUCUUAUAUAUAAUUGAUUCUUUCACUUUAAGCUUCCAUUGAUUCUUUAAUUUAUACUAGCGCUCCGCGACGUGGUUAUCUAUUUUGUAUAAUAUCUGUUUAUAAUGGAAAGUUCAUAUCAAUUCAACACUUAACAUUUCAUAAUCAAAUAAAGAAAUGUGUAUCUUCGUGUAGAGGCCAAAAACCGAUCA
Molecule: messenger RNA, 2467 nt
Organism: Linum tenue
Lineage: Eukaryota; Viridiplantae; Streptophyta; Magnoliopsida; Malpighiales; Linaceae
Source: the annotation of a GenBank genome assembly